Messenger RNA from Tetrahymena thermophila SB210, 1773 nucleotides. RefSeq names its product papain family cysteine protease. Gene Ontology annotation, cellular component: lysosome. The record is from RefSeq and is a predicted model, not a curated record. The transcript is spliced from 4 exons. Gene Ontology annotation, molecular function: cysteine-type endopeptidase activity. Lineage: Eukaryota; Ciliophora; Oligohymenophorea; Hymenostomatida; Tetrahymenidae.
AUGGUUAAAAGUAGAUUAGCUGCAAUAUUGCUCUUGUUUGCAGUCUAAAGCUUAUUGGUAUAAGCUGAUUUACCUGUUCAUUGCGUUAGAUCUUAAAUAACUGGUAAAUGGUUACUUAAAGAAGGAAAAGUUCUAGCAUCAAGUAAUAACAAGCCUGUUUCUUGUGGUCAUUAAAUUCCUGAUAAAGCAGAAUCAAGCAAUAGCGCCAUGGGUGGUGUUUUAACUGAAGUUGAAAGAGAGUAUGAAGUAUUUUUAGAUGAAGACUUCACAGUAAGAGGAAAAGAAGGUAAAGGUAGAUGGACCUUAGUCUAUGAUGAAGGUUGGGAAAUUGAAUAUAAUGGAGUUAAAUAUACUCACUUUUUUAAGUAUGCUAAAGACGACUCAGGAUAAUAUAAAUCUGUUUGCUCUCAAACCUUAGUUGGUUGGUUCAACCACAUUCAAAAAAAAUCUAGAGGAUGCUCUUAAGCUAUUAAAGCAGACGCAUCUUAAGAAUUCUCAGAUAAUGUAUAGUAAGCUCAUGUUGUAUAACCCAAGGAAACUCAAUACAUUUUUUCUGAAAUUUCAUCUACAAUGAAUAAAUUAAGCAGCUAAUAAGAAUAAUAAAAAAGCUAAAAAAUUAAUGCUUCUAACUCUCUUAAAAGAUAAUAGCUUUCUUCCAAAAACAAGUUCCAUCAAUCAAUUUACUUGAAGCCUCAUGAAAAUGUAUUUGCUUAAAUGAAACAAACACCUGCAACAUUAUUAAACCAUUAAGAAAUCGUUAAGAGAUUAAACUCAAUUAAAGGAAGUACAUGGUAAGCUAAAGUUCCUUCUUUCAUAAGCAAAAUGAGUCUUGAGUAGAUGAACACAAGAGCUGGUCUAAGAAUGGAUAAGCCUAAAUUCAGUUACGACAACAAAUAAGGCUCCUUUAUUUAAAAAUCAUCAUCUUCCUUGAGAGGUAACAAAGCAACUACCGAUUAUGCCCACUUUUCUAUGGAGAACAUAUCAGAUCUUCCUAAGUCUUUUGAUUGGGCUGAAUAUAUCCAUGCUCCUCGUUCUUAAGAAGAUUGUGGAAGUUGCUAUGCUAUUGCCACAACUUCUAUGCUUUCAUCUCGUUUGUGGAUUAAAUACGGUGAUAAUACUUAACUCUCACCCCAACACUCCUUGGCAUGUAAUUAUUAUAACUAAGGUUGCGAUGGUGGUUAUGGAUUUUUGGUAAGCAAAUUUUACAGUGAGUUCGAAGCUGUCCCUGAAAGUUGUCAUCCUUAUGAAGCUAGAGAUGGUUAAUGCAAUCAUUGCAAUGUCGAAUCUCUCAGUGAAGUAUUCACAGUUACUGAUUACGAAUAUAUCGGUGGAUCAUAUGGAAAAUCAACUGAAAGAUUGAUGAUGGAAGAAAUAUAUAAAAACGGUCCUAUUGUAGUCAGUUUUGAACCUAAAAUGGAUUUCAUGUAUUACAACAAGGGUAUAUAUCACUCAGUUGAUGCUAACCAAUGGAUUUAAAACAAUGAAGAAAAUCCUGUCUGGUAAAAAGUUGAUCACUCAGUUCUCUGCUAUGGUUGGGGAGAAGAUGAAAACGGCAAAUUCUGGUUAUUACAAAACUCAUGGGGUGAAGAAUGGGGUGAGAAUGGUAACUUCAGAAUGAGAAGAGGAACUGAUGAAUCAAACAUUGAAAGUAUGGGUGAAAGAGCUAAUAUUGUAAAGACUGCAAGAAAAUCUCCUAACACAACUGAAUUUUCAUCAACUUAUUCAUCUCACUCAGACAAAUACUUUGUUGAAAAAUCUAAAAGAAAAUAAUGA